Messenger RNA from Poeciliopsis prolifica (blackstripe livebearer), 3928 nucleotides. RefSeq names its product sharpin and rbck1 related (gene shrprbck1r). Lineage: Eukaryota; Metazoa; Chordata; Actinopteri; Cyprinodontiformes; Poeciliidae. Gene Ontology annotation, molecular function: ubiquitin binding; ubiquitin-protein transferase activity. Gene Ontology annotation, biological process: positive regulation of canonical NF-kappaB signal transduction; protein linear polyubiquitination; proteasome-mediated ubiquitin-dependent protein catabolic process. The coding region runs from base 341 to 2443 and encodes 700 amino acids. The record is from RefSeq and is a predicted model, not a curated record. The transcript is spliced from 14 exons. Gene Ontology annotation, cellular component: LUBAC complex.
CGCAAUAACAAAACAGCUUCAGAAGUAGCAAACUGUCGCUGUGCUCUUUGUUUAGUGUGAAAGUAUCCAGUUGAACAAUAUAAAAAUACAACAUCUUCCUGGACGGAGUUUCGGCGGAAGAGAAGAAGAAGACAGAGAAGAAGAACACAGUCGACCUUGUGUUUUUUUUUUUACUUUUUUGGAAGUGCCUUUACACACUUGCUUCCUGUUAAAUACUCGGCAAAAAAAAAAAGGUACACUGAGAAAUGUGAAAGUAGCUCUUUGCUACGCGGAACAGGAGGCUACACACCCACGGGACUCCUGCGUGUUUUAGUGUUUGCUACAUGAGUCUGUCGGCGUGAUGUCGCUAAGUUCAGGCGGCUGGACUCACAGCCCCGGCCUCACGCCGGACCAGUCCACCGCCCUCACCAGCAGCUAUGAAGCCUCGCAGGCGCAGCCUGGCUGCCAGACCGUCCUCAUGUCGGUCCGGGUCUCGGUGUGCCAUUCCGGGGUUCGUCCGCUGUGUCUUCCGGGAGCUGGCGAUGAGUCACUCCGCCUGCAACUGAGCAUGGACCCGGGGAAAUCCGGGGAAUUCCGGCUGGCGAUACAGAGCAUCAGCGGGACGGGCCUGAGUGUGACCAUAAAUGAGUUUGACUUAAGGUCCAUAAAUUAUGAAGUGAAGUCGCCAAAGUGCCACGAGCUGAUAUCGGUGGCGCCUCCGUGCGACCGCAUCAUCUUCAACUUCAGCAGCGAGCAAGAGGCCGAGGGAUGGGCCACCGUGGUCAUGUCCUCGCUGAGAGAAGCACAUCGAGCCACACCUCAGGAAAACGGUCUACAGCACCUCCUCGAUGGCCUCCAUCUCCAGAAUACCUCGGCUUUACAGCAAACAGAGGAUGCUUGCAUAGAGCUGAAAAAAGCCAUCGAGGCAGGGGACAUGCAGAGCGCUUCUGUCUUCGCCGCCUCACUCGCCCGCAGACAGGCACCCCUGAAGAUCCAGCCCUCCACCAAAACCUAUGAAGAAACUGAAAUAAAUUUAGCUGUUAUUGUCGAGGAUUCCUCCUCGUCUUGUUGCAUCACUGUGAAAGUUUUUCCUCACAUGACUACUGCGUCGCUGAAGCAGCAGAUGUUUCUCGAAUAUGGCUUCCACCCGCGGGUCCAGCGUUGGGUGAUCGGCCAGUGUUUGUGCACCGACCUCCGAACUCUUGCAUCGUACGGCAUCCGUCAGGAUGGUGACACGGCCUUCUUGUACCUCUUGUCAGCCCGCCACUCUCGCCUGACCGUCCAGGUCCUACAGAAAGACCAGGAGAGCGCCCUCCUUCUCAGCCCUCCAUCUUCUUUUCAAAACCCCUCUCUCCCUGCUGCCUUCACAAACGGACCCCUCUCCCAUGACGGGCGGCCAUUUUCCACUCUACCUCCAAGACUGCGCAGGACCAGCAAUAAUGAGAGACCGAACAUCAGCAAUAUUAGAGAUCAAUUCGAAAUGCCUCGACUCAAUCCCAACGCACCUUCUACCCAGGGUUGGUCUUGUCCAUCUUGCACGUACAUCAACAAGCCAACACGGCCGGGCUGCGAGAUCUGCAGUACAAACCGGCCUGAGAACUACAUUAUCCCUGGAGGACACCAGCCUGACGCUCUGGAGCUCAGAAGGAUCCUGCAGGAGAAGGAGUCAAUCAGACAGUAUCAGCAGGCAAAGGAGCAGGAGCGAAGAGAGAACUUUGACCGGAUGGUGAAGGUGGACGGUCAGGACCUGGUGCCUAAUCCUGAGCCUGUGGAUUGUAAGAUCUGCUUCGUGGACCUGCAGUCGGGAGAAGGUGUCCUGCUGAGAGAGUGUCUCCACUGUUUCUGCAAAGAGUGCUUGCGCUCCAUCAUCAUGCUCUGCGAGGAGCCUGAGGUUUCCUGUCCAUACAGAGACGAUACGUACGCCUGUCCAUGGGCCCUGCAGGAGCGAGAGAUCCGAGCUUUGGUGCCUCCGGAGGAAUAUGAGCGCUGGCUGCAGAGAAGCCUUUCUGUAGCAGAGUCUCGCUGCGAGGGCAGCUAUCACUGUGCAACUCCGGAUUGCCUGGGAUGGUGUGUGUACGAGGACACAGUCAAUGUCUUCCACUGUCCUGUCUGUCGGAAACACAACUGUCUCAUUUGCAAGGCCAUUCAUGAGGGAAUGAAUUGUAAACAAUACCAAGACGACCUCGCAGCCCGAGCCAUAAACGACUCUGCUGCCAGAAGAACGACACAUCUGCUAAAGACCCUUGUGCAGUCAGGGGAGGCCAUGCACUGUCCUCAGUGUGGCAUCAUUGUGCAAAAGAGGGAUGGAUGUGAUUGGCUGCGCUGCACUGUCUGUCACACUGAGAUCUGCUGGGUAACCAGAGGGCCUCGUUGGGGACCCAAGGGUCCUGGAGACACCAGUGGAGGAUGUCGCUGCAAUGUCAACAAUCAGAAAUGUCAUCCUAAAUGCCAAAACUGUCACUAACACUCAGGAUGUGGAUUCUUGGAAAUCUCUGGAAAUACACGAGUUUCAUAACAGGAGGAAGAGUUCAAGCAUACAACUGACUCACGCUUAAACCAAAACUGUAUAAGAUAACCAGUGUUGCACCUGAAUUCAUAUUGGCUUUUCUCUCUGCAGAUCUCUAAUCAGUAAGCAUUCCCUGGCUUACCCGAAAGUAAGUCGGUGAGUGAGGUUAAGUGUAGCACAAAGGAGUUAUAGCUUUGAAUGCCCGUGGUGCCUUUUCAGAGUUUGGUGUGCGGGCUUUGCCCCAAAAGGCUUGUCAAUGUUUUGUUAAGGUGACUCCAUGCUGAGUUUGGGAGUUUUUUGUGUUACAAAGCUAUGGCUCUUCUUUCCUGGUCUGCUUCCCAGGAAACAAAUGCAGAAGUGAUCUUACAUCUCCAGAUUCAACAAAACUGAGGCCUUGAAAGUGAAGAAAUGUGUUUUUUUUCUCUGCAUGAUUUGCUGCUAAGGAAGCUUUUCCAUAUUAUAGGUCAAUAAAAUUGAUGCUUCUCUAGCUUUACAUUCAUUAAGGUUUUUUUUUUCUUGUCAACUGUUAGAGCUUAUGAGCCUUUUUAUGCUUUGGCAGUCAUUUCUGGACAUGUUAUCAGUUCGGCCUAUUAAUGGAAGCAUUCAGAAACAUUUCUACAGCUUACCUCUUCUCUGUGAUUGGUCAAUUAAUUUCAAACUCCUGAUUUGCAUGAAACCACUCACACGUAGAAUCAGAAAAUUUCGAGUUAACUUAACAUGUUUAUUUGAAGAAACUCUAGGUUUGAUGAUCCCUCACAGUACAGACCUCAAGUGCACUGGAGUUCGUUUUGGAUGCCACGCUCUGGGAUGCUUCGUAUUAAACUGAAGUGGCUGUCACUGAUUGAGGUUUUCCAGAAAAUGUGAAUGAAUCUGGGUUUUUUUUUUUUUUUUUUUUUUGCUGUUGUUUUGUUGUGGAUGUGUUUUUUUUUCUGCAUUAAGAGUGUGAAGUGUUACAAACCAGCCAUCAUCAGUAUGCUUGUGUGUGUCUAUGUGAAAUACUGACUGAAUUGUAUGUAGUUCAAGGUUCACCUUGAACUACAUUUCAGACUGACUGUAUUUAAAUUCCUCCUCCUUUCAAACUGAUCUUUGUUGGUUGGUUGUUACAUUAUUACAUAACCUGAGAAAAAGUGGUGAUCAAAAUAUGUCACUAUUAACUUCUUAUGUUCAAUAAGAGAGUCAAUGUAUACACCUUUUAUUGAUAAGCUAAUAUUCCCGAUGGACAGCUUAAAUGUAGUAGAGUGCAUACUCGUUUUACAGCUUUUUAAAGAUUUAUAUCUUUGGAAUUUUUUUUUUCAUCAUUCUCUAAAUCAAAUAAUCAUGCAUGAAUGCACUGCCUAUUGUCUCUACUACACUACUGUCCAGAACUGACAAGCUCUGUUGCUCCAUGUCAGCACUCUGAUGUAUCCUUGUGCCUUAAUUGUCAAUAAAUAUGCAUUAAACUCA